UCACUGUCACUGUCUCAAACUGAGGUGGGUCUUUUUUUACACUCUCUCUCUACUCAUUUUACUCUUUACUCUCAGGACGCAAUGAGGUUAACAACACUGUGCAUAUGUGGGACCCUGUUGGCCUUCUCAAGCCUCUCUUGGACCUCAGCAGACUCUGAAGAAGGAGACAUCCGGGGGGAUAAUGCAUAUCAACCCUGCGCUGCAACACUGAGACCUGAGGGGCUGUGCAGACAGGGGCAGGAUGAAAGCACGUGCCCCUAUCUAUUCAGUCUACCGCCGCUGACUCUUCAUUUGCCAAAGCAACUCAGGGAGCUGGAGGAGAUCGUCAAGGAUUUGCAGAAGCUGAAAGAAAAUGUGGACCAACUGAGGAAGAUGUGUGCAGAUUGUACAGUAAGCCAAACUGAGAGAGAGUGUGGAAGGCAAAGAGAAACAGGGCAUGAAAAGCUGAAUGAGGGUAUGGAUAGACAUAAGGAUGAGAGAAAUUGUCUGAAUAAGAGAAAUCCUAAGACACCAAAAGGUUUCAGCCAGGAGUGUGAAACAGACAGGGUUAAAGCGGAAAAGACUGUAGAAGGCAAUGAUGACACUGACUCAGAAAAGAGAACAAUUUUGGAAGAGAAAGGGAGAAAGAAAUGGGAAGCAGAUAGAGAGAGUGAUAAAGUGGUCAUAAAAGAAAACCAGAGAGAAGAAACCCUAAAAGAAGUGUCAGAAAAAGAUGGAAAAACUAAGACAGAGGGGGCAAAUCGAAAGGACAAACUGGGGCAGGCCAAGGUGCCAACUGGUGGUGGAAAUGAGAAGAUAGUGCACAUGGUUAGAAAAAAGGUUGUUGAAAAAAAUAGCAGGGAGACAGACAGAAAUAAAAACAACAAUGGAAAAGGGAAUUCAAAGGGAGAUCCAGAAGACACGUUGGAAAAUGGAAAAGAGAGGAAGAUUACAAGUAAUGUAAAAAAUAAGACGAAAACAGAAGAAAGUGACCAUCAUGUGUGGCGAGAUGAUACAAAGGAAACAGAGAAAAACACCCAAAUUGAAAAAGACAAGGACAGUGAUGGAAUAAAGAUGUCUGAGGGCCAUGAUGAGCAUACAAAUCAGGAGCGAGAGCAGCAAAGGGAGGAGAGGAAAAAGGAAAUGGAAAAGGGAAUAAAAGUGGAGCAAAAUAAUGAGAAACCAAAACAGACUGAAAGUAUCGGGCAUGCAGAAAAAGAGAAGACUAUAAAAGAGGGGGAGGUGGAGGAUGGGGAGACGGAAACAAAGAUCAAAACAGAAGGAGAAAAAACAGUCCAGAGCGUGCAGAGAGACAGUGAUGGAGAAUUAGCAUCCAGCAAGGCAACUGAGAGGACAGACUUUGUUUCAAUCAGCCCAACUACUCAAUCUAUCAUUAGUUUAGCUCCAAGGCAGGACGCCAUGGACUCAAACGAAGCUAUAACCUUUACGUCAUCUCUUCCAUCUCCUCUUUUGUCCACCUUAACUUUACAUUUAAUAACAGAUGUCAAUCAAGAGAUGACAAUAGUUGCUGAUGGACUACCAACCCAAAGCACAGGCUUUGGAGCAGCAGUUAUUUCUGAGCACCCAAGCCCUGAUGCAGAAGAAGAUUUUAGGGCUACAAGUAGCCCAAAAACAACAGCCACAAUAAACACAUUGGCUGGUCCUGGACAACAGAUAACCAGUGCCACUUCAAGGUUCCCUUCUACAACCAGUCCGAGACCUGGUGCCGGCUUCCAGGGUCGAAUUAGCUCAACUACAGCAACUACAACCAUCACAACUCCCCGUCAGAAUUUAUACACUACUACAUCCCCAGGAGUCGCAGAUCGUAGCCAAUGGACAGCUAAAAAGAACAUCAGCUCAAACACUAAGACUGGCUCGAAACCUCUAGCAGGCCGAGGACCAAAGUCCAGUGAAAAGCAUAAAACUGCAAUUGAGCCUGAAGCAGACCAAAGGCUUAAAAAUCCUAGGAAUGAUCGUAAACCUGUCCAAGUUCCUUUGCCUCACAAAAAAACUAAACUUGACCAAAAGCCAAAGCCUUCUUACCAAAUACCAACAACCAACCAAAAGUCUAAACCUGGCAAAGACCCUAAACAAGUCCAGAUUCCAAAACCUCUACCUAGUAAUUUACCACCUGAUCAAAAUCUGAAAAACAAUCGAAUACCUAAACAUGACCAAGAACAUACAGCUGACCAAAGGCAGUUACCUAUUCAAAAGACAACAUCUCAAAAACCUCAAACUGUAAACCCAGCUGGUUCUGACAAAGACCCUCAAACGGGCCGAGAGCCUGAAUCUGUUGAAAUCCCAAUUACUUCCCAAAACUCAAAACUUGAGAAAAAACUAGUUCAUCCUCUCAAAUCCGACAAGCCUGACCAACCACAAAAAACUAAACCUGACCAAAGGUCGACAAUAAACCAACAUUUCCCACCUGUUCAAAAGCCCCAAGCUGAAAUAAUUGAAACAACUAGCCUCACGCCAACACCUAACCAAAAGCCUAUAACAGAAUUAAUGCAAUAUGCUGAUGAAAAUCCUUUGCCUGUCAACAACUUAACACCUGAAGAAGAAGUUACACCUGAAAGUACCCUGAUCAAUCCCCCUGAUCAAAAGCAUAAAUCCAGCAAGAAAAUCCCAAAAAUAAACCAAAAACCUAAACCUAACCAAAAACAUCCAGCUCUCACAACAGGCCAAAAGACUAAGCCACAUGUGAAGCCUGAACCUGACCAAACAGUACAACCCUAUCAGGGGCUUAAAACACCUCAGCCUGACCAAAUGCCUAACAUUAACCAAAAAUCUGCGCCUGACAAAAUUCCUGAAACAGAAUCCAACAAAAAAUCCAAACAGAAGCCUCCACCCAUACACAGGCCACCAACCAGGCCUACAGUCAGUCCUGCAGUCAGGCCAGGAGCAACACCUGUUCAAAGACCCAAACCAACAGUGCAACAAAAGCCAAGUCCAAAGACCAAAGCAGAUUUAGAUCCCCUUCAAAUCAACUGGAAUAAAUCAGAAGAUAUCCAAAACUCUCAAAUCGACAUGCCACCUGUAUUAAGCCCUAGAAUACAGAUUGCUGAAGUUAGUCAUUCCCCAGGGGACACAGAGUUCAGUCCCAGCACUGAAAGAAGUGAAACAACUAGCCUCACGCCAACACCUAACCAUAAGUCUAUAACAGAAUUAAUGCAACAUGCUGAUGAAAAUCUUUUGUCUGCCAAUGACUCAACACCUGAACAAAAGCUUACACCUGACCGUCCCCUGAUCAAACCCUUUGAUCAAAAGCCUAAACCCAGCCAGAAAAUCCCUAAAAUAAACCAAAAGCGUAAACCUAACCAAAAACAUCCAGAUCUCACAACAAGCCAAAUGACUAAAACACAUGUGAAGCCUAAACCUGACCAAACAGCACAACCCAAUCAAGGGCUUAUAACACUUCAGCCUGACCAAAUGCCUGAUCUUAACCCCAAAUCUGUGCCUUACGGAAUUCCUAAAACAGAAUCCAACAAAACAUACAAACCAAGGCCUCCACCCAUACACAGGCCUACAGUCAGUCCUAUAGUCAGGCCAGGAGCAACAGCAGUACAAUUGCCAAAACUAGCAGUGCAACAAAAGCCAAGUCCAAAGACCAAAGCAGAUUUAGAUUCCCUUCAAAUAAGCAGGACUAAAUCAGAAGACAUCCAAAACUCUCAAACCAACAUGCCACCUGCAUUAAGCCCUGUAAAACAGAUUGCUGAAGUUAGUCAUUCCCCAGGGGACACAGAGUUCAAUCCCAUCACAAUGCAAACUAUCACUCCGGGUCCAAAGACCUCCAACAGCCUGGAGACUGGACCCUUCCCUCGCCUUCACACACUCUCCGAAGGCUUCACGAUGAGCCCAAACAGCAGGAUUGCGUCUGAUCUGAGGCCACAAACCGCCAGUCGGCCACCAUCGAUCCCAAUGACAACAAGCCCAAAAAACAACAACCGUGUGAUCCUUCCAAGUGUUAUCUCUAGCAUUAGUCCAGGCUCUACAAAGCCAAAUCAAGCUACUGACUCUCGCUCACAAGCUAAGAUACUUCACAAUGUGGAGGAAACGGCACCCAGACAAACUGCAGAAUCAGACAAAAUGAUUCCAGUCCCUACAACCAGUGUCCAAACUACCUCCAACAGCCCUGACCUUAGGUCAACAACCCCUGCCACCUCUGGCCCCGAGCCCCUGGCUGCUGAGUUUGCCACUCCCAGUGCCCGAGAGCUGCGUGUGAAAAUCAACCAGGUGGCCGCUUUCUUCAAUAACAGCCUGAGUGAAAAUGGAAGACCACCGGAGAGGCGUACAAAAGAGCACCCAGAGGACAACCAGGGAGGCAGCAGGCCUGAUAGCAAACUACCAACACUAAUAACAUCGAAAGUUAACACAGCUAGCGACUGCUCCAACCACCUACUCAGGGGGGAGACAAAAAGCGGAGUGUACCUGGUGACCCCUGACCUCCGCAGCAAAAGCUUCCCUGUCUUCUGUGACAUGGAGCUGGAUGGAGGAGGGUGGACGCUACUGCAGCGCCGACAGGACGGCAGCGUGAGCUUCAACCGCACCUGGGCUGAGUACCGGUCAGGCUUCGGGGAGCUGGAUGGAGGGGAGUUUUGGUUGGGCAACAAUAUGAUCCACCUGCUGACCCGGGACAGGGAUAUGAUGCUGCGGGUGGAGCUGGAGGACUUUAACGGGGUGAUGGAGUAUGCAGAGUACGAACAGUUCAGAGUGGCAAGUGAACGGUUGCGCUACAGACUGACGGUAGGCGGGUACUCGGGGACUGCAGGUGAUGCUCUCCGCUUUAGCAGACGUUAUGAUCACAACAACAGGGCGUUCACCACGCCGGAUAGGGACCACGACCGCUACCCAUCCGGGAACUGUGGCGCCUACUACAGCUCCGGCUGGUGGUUUGAUGCCUGUAUGGCUGCAAAUCUCAACGGCAGAUACUAUGUAGGGAGUUACAGGGGAGUCCGGGAUGGGAUUUUCUGGGGGACAUGGCAGAACAUAUCUAAUGAGUAUUACCCCACCAAUGAGAGACAGUCUUUUAAAGCUGUCACAAUGAUGAUCCGACCAAAGGGCUUUACACCAUAAGCGGUGACUGUCUACCAGGGCAUGUUGGAAAAGAAACAUAAGGGGUCUAACUACUAACUUCAACCAUAAGCUCCUAACAUGAUCCAGUUUAAAAAAAAACACCAGGCUAUAUCUUUCACACCACACGGUUAUUGUACACCAUUAGCACAAUGCUGCCGCCUUGUGGCAUUUCAUUCUGCAAUAUUGAUUUGUUUCCAGUGAAGCCUUUGACAAUGUACCCUACACACGGUAGUACAAGGUUAUAGUCCUAAUUAAAUGGUAUUUUUUCAUAACCUUUUAAUAUUAAUGUAUUUUUGAGAGUGGGAUUUGUUUAAUGACAAGAGAGGGAUAUCCUCUUGUGAAGAGUUUUUUUUCAGUAAAUAUGACGGGUAUGUAGCAACAGUGUAUGAUAUUUUUUAUUAUUGGAGUACUGGAAAGCCUGUUGAUGGUUGAUUGAAGCUGUAUGGGUGUUUUUAUAAUUAAGAUUGCUUUGUUAAGAUAAAUAAAAUUGCUG
This is a messenger RNA of Etheostoma spectabile (orangethroat darter), 5545 nucleotides long. RefSeq names its product mucin-5AC. The transcript has 3 exons. NCBI's taxonomy places the organism in Eukaryota, Metazoa, Chordata, Actinopteri, Perciformes, Percidae. Gene Ontology annotation, cellular component: fibrinogen complex. Gene Ontology annotation, biological process: blood coagulation, common pathway; platelet aggregation; fibrinolysis. Gene Ontology annotation, molecular function: protein-macromolecule adaptor activity; extracellular matrix structural constituent. The record is from RefSeq and is a predicted model, not a curated record. The coding region runs from base 82 to 5052 and encodes 1656 amino acids.